AUGCUCAAUUUGGCUUAUUUAUUCCCUCAUCACAUGUACAUUCAUACAAACCUACAGUUCCCACGAGUACAAUUCAAUUUUCUAUCAAUUGGUGUAUUAUUGUUAGCUAUUAUUUCGGGUUAUUAUGAAAAAUGGUUUUCAUACGAAUGGUUUAGUUUGUUGUCUUUAUCUAUAAUAAUAUGCUUAACAUUACAUAAGUAUCAAACGAGAGUCGACUUGUUUAACGAAGUGGUAGUAAAGGAGAUGUAUUUGUUUCAAAUACAAUCAUAUAAUCCCAACCAAAACUGUCAUUUCAAAAGCAAUUGCUUUGAAAUGAUAAACUUUCACAGAAACCACAAGUGCUGUGGAUGGUUGUCUCCCAAUGACUACAUGCAAUCCAAUUGGCAUUUAAAGCACAAUAACACAUACCUAUUGCCUCAGUAUUGUUGUAAUUAUUGGAGAAUAAGACAUAUGCAUAACAACUGUACCAUUGAUUCAGAGGCUAAAUAUGAGAUCGGAUGUCAUUUAGCGAUGGCUAACGAAUACGAGACAUUCAAUCCAAUCAGUUAUAAGUAUGGUAUCGCUUAUCCCGUAAUCAAAGCUAUAUCUAUCAUAUUGUUUGCGAUCACCAAAAUGUCAUCACUUUUGCCCUCAGCUGAAGGUAUAUUCUCGGAGUCUAUUCUUAGAUAA
Messenger RNA from Oppia nitens, 669 nucleotides. RefSeq lists its product as uncharacterized. The transcript has 2 exons. The record is from RefSeq and is a predicted model, not a curated record. Lineage: Eukaryota; Metazoa; Arthropoda; Arachnida; Sarcoptiformes; Oppiidae. Bases 1 to 669 code for a protein of 222 amino acids.